AACCCGGCCAAUUAAUAAUUUUCAAUGUCCGUGAAACACAUUUUUACUGCUCCCGACCCUGCCGAUCCUGAUGACAUUCCAAAUGUGCCUAUUUACGAUUUCUUGUACGAAAAAUUGUGUGAGAACAAGAAGCAAAAUUCAACCGAACCCUGGGUGGUUGACUCUAUAACAGGCGUGGAAGUCAGGUUUUGUGACAUCGAUCCGAUUUCUAAGAAAAUCGCCAGCGCCUUGACUCGCAUGGGAUUCAAAAAGGGCGACUUUUUGCAUUUUGUGACAUUUGAAUCGGCCAAGUUAUAUUUGGUGCAGUUAGCUGUGUGGCGACUCGGCGGGGCCGUCAGGGGAUCGUUCCAGAUGGAAUCGGCAGAUGAAUUCGCAAGGCAAAUUAGUGAAACCAAAGCUAGAUUUGCUUUAGUCGACGAUGAGACCCUGCCCCGGGUGCGAGAGGCAAUUGGAAAGGUGGACUGGAAAAUCGAAUUGAUCAUCUUCAGCAACCGCGCCAUCGAACAAGCAACCUCGGUAGAAACUUUGAUGCAAGAUGACGGAACUGCGUUCCCGUCAAAGAUUGAUAUCGACGUCAAUAGUGCGAUGUAUGUAGCGAACACGAGUGGAAGCACUGGACUACCAAAAGGAGUAGUGCAAACCUACAAAUCCACAGUCGCCUCUAUCUGCAAUCCAAAACACAAGUACUUCUUUAGGGAGACAGUCAUGACACCCAUGAACAACUUUCCUGUCGGCGUUUACACCAUCACAGCCGGAUCAAUGGCAUACGGAUGCAAGGUCGUUCAUCUCGGUAAAUUCGCGAGAGAAGAAUUUUUGGACCACCUUCUCAAGUACAAGCCAGGCACUGUACUUAUCUACCCGUUUAUUGCAAACUGGUUAGCACGCGAUGAAAGAUUGGACAAGGUAGACCUCAGCUUCCUGAAACUGCUUGUGUGCGGUGGAGCUAUAAUUGAUGCGACUACUAUGAGACUUUUGACCAAGAAAUUGCCAGCAAUCAGAGUAACACAGGUUUAUGGCAUGUCCGAGUCUACUACUCUGUCAAGCACAGAAGAACAGACGCAGGUUAGACUUAAGGAAAAUGAAGGAGAAUGGUGGGCUUCGACUGGAAAACUAACGCCUUUUGUUCAAGCGAUGAUUGUCGAUUUGACCACUGGAGAGAGUCUUGGUCCAAACAAGAAAGGCGAAGUCAAAAUACUGUCGCCCAUGACUAUGAAAGGCUACUUGUCCAAGGACUCUCCGACCCCUAUCACGCCCAACAUCGACUCGGAAGGGUGGCUCAGUACUGGGGACGUGGGAUUUUUUGAUGAGGAGGGAAAUUUGUACAUCACUGAGAGACUGAGCUUCGUUUUCAAAUAUUUUAUGUAUUUUGUCUCCCCCACCGAAAUCGAGUCAGUGUUGCAAAAACACGAAAAAGUUGUCGAGGCCGGCGUAGUGGGGGUGCCGCACCCUGAGAGCACAAACCUGGCCAGGGCGUAUGUCGUCAAGAAUGGCGAGGUUUCAGAUAGGGAUUUGAUCGACUUUGUGGCGCAAAGACUCCCAAGUUACAAGCAUCUUCACGGUGGAGUCGGAUUUGUGCAAAAAUUGCCGAUCGGACGGGCUGGAAAACUGGACAGGGCCGAACUAAAGAGGAUGGCUAUCGACGAAAAGUAAUGUUUCCUUUUUCUAUCAAAAAAAAUGUUUUUAAGACUUGAAUUGUUUAGUUGGCUUACUUAAACAAAAGCCUAUUAUUCCAGUGAUUUUUAUUUUUCCCUGUAUAAUAAACUAUUAUUUGAUUAACUUUAUCUGUCGGGAGAGAAAAGGGCAAAUAAAUUAUUGGACGUAUUUGAACUUUAUU
This is a messenger RNA of Cloeon dipterum, 1834 nucleotides long. RefSeq lists its product as uncharacterized. Gene Ontology annotation, molecular function: CoA-ligase activity. The record is from RefSeq and is a predicted model, not a curated record. The coding region runs from base 25 to 1650 and encodes 541 amino acids. The transcript is spliced from 10 exons. Lineage: Eukaryota; Metazoa; Arthropoda; Insecta; Ephemeroptera; Baetidae.